Molecule: messenger RNA, 1323 nt
Organism: Penicillium antarcticum
Lineage: Eukaryota; Fungi; Ascomycota; Eurotiomycetes; Eurotiales; Aspergillaceae
Product: transcription factor SPN1
Exons: 4
Coding region: 1-1323 (440 amino acids)
Biological process (GO): poly(A)+ mRNA export from nucleus
Cellular component (GO): nucleus
Source: RefSeq, a predicted model, not a curated record
AUGUCCGCCUCUCCUGAGCACCAAGCAGCGGUGUUCGCUGCAUCUCCCGAUCUCGAAGUUCCCGACAAAGUCGCUUCCCCGAUUGCCGGUGACGACGAGGUGGAUGCCAAACCCGCGGAACCUGCUGCUGAAUUUGAGGACAAUGCAGAUGAUGCUGCCGAGCAAGGCGGAAACGACGAAGAUGAUGACGAUAAUCAUUCAGAUGACGAGUCGAUUCUGUCCGAGGUCGACGAGGCACAAUUCGAGAACUUCGACCCGGAGAACGUAGACGUUGAAGACCGCCCACAGCUUGCCAUCGACGAAGAUAACCUGAAGCUAAUCGGCCGCCACAAGCGCAAGCGCGCCGAGGGCGAAGAGAGUCGGCCGCGCCGAAAGGAGGGUCGUCGGGAGAAGAAGAGCCGUCGUGCCGCGGAAGACGAUGGAGAGGAGGGUGGCUCGUCCCGUCGACGUGAGCGCAAGAAGCGCGAAGACCAGCCUGACACUGAUGAGGAGACUCUUGAUCCGGAGACCCGACGUCGCCGAGCCCUCGAUCGUGCUAUGGACCAGGCCAUGAAGAAGCCCGCCAAGAGACGAUUCCGCAAGCAAGAUGGCAUUGAUCUGGAAUCUAUGGCCGAUGCCGAAAUCGAGGAUAUGCGCAAGCGCAUGACACACGCCGCGCAGAUGGAUGCGAUCAGUCGCCAAGAAGGAAAGCCCGCCAUGCACAAGCUUAAGCUCCUUCCCGAAGUUACUAUGCUCCUCAACCGCAACCAAUAUAUCAAUGCCUUGGUUGACCCCGAAAUCAACCUGUUGGAAGCCGUGCGCUUCUUCCUUGAACCCUUGGACGAUGGAGCCAUGCCUGCCUAUAAUAUCCAGCGCGACCUCUUGACCUGCCUCACCAAGCUACCCAUCAAUAAAGAUGCCCUUAUCGCCAGUGGAAUCGGAAAGGUGAUCGUCUUUUACACCAAGAGCAAGCGCACCGAGCGCCGCAUCAAGGAAGUCGCAGAGAAGUUGCUGGCAGAAUGGACUCGGCCUAUCCUGCAGCGCAGUGAUGAUUACUCGAAGCGUGUCUUCCAGCAGGCCGAUUAUGAUCCUACAAAGGUUGUCAAGCGCACAGCUCCCACCGCCGAGAUGGUCGCAGCCGAAGCCCGCGCCCGUGAGAUGCUUCCUCCCCGUCUUGCCAACCGUGCUCGUGUCGACCGCACCCAAGUCAGCUACACCGUGGUGCCGCGCCAGACCGCUGUACGAGAGAGUCAGUUUGCGCGCCCCCUUGGUGCCAGUGGCGAGGACCGUUUCCGUAAGAUGCAAGCCCGACAGGUGGCCGCUAAGAAAGCCUCUCGUCGGUAA